Molecule: messenger RNA, 855 nt
Organism: Hirsutella rhossiliensis
Lineage: Eukaryota; Fungi; Ascomycota; Sordariomycetes; Hypocreales; Ophiocordycipitaceae
Exons: 4
Coding region: 1-855 (284 amino acids)
Source: RefSeq, a predicted model, not a curated record
AUGGAUUGCGGAGUGACCUUUGGAGGAUUUGUCGACCGAGACUUGCGCUUCUUACGGGAAGGCGGUGUCCACGUCUCUGUCAAGAAGCAUUCCGAGCUCAUAGACGUUGCCAACAAGAUCCUAUCCGACUCAACAAAAGAGGAGAUCCGGGCAGCCCUUCUCGGCACCGAUGCCGCCCCCAGUCACAUCAACUGCGUCGAGACUACCAUCGAGCUGUGCGCCGGCCUCCUCGCCAUGGUGGAGGUGGGUGUUCACAAGUACGGCUUUUCUGGGUCGAAUCCUCUGUCCUGGUACGACAAACACAGUCUGAGAGAGGCCAUAAAGCAGUUUUUUCAGCCGGGGCAGCACUUAAAGCCAGACAACCAGAAGCUGGAAAGGCUUUUCACUGCUCACAACCUCAGCAGUAUCGGAGGGAUGCGAAUCAAGUGGACAACCAACUUGGUUGACCAUUUGAUGUUGACGGACGACGAUCAGACAGUCUUCAUCUUUCACUGCGUGGGUUUUUUGGAGUUUCAUCAGAGCUUCGCGGAUGCGCUGUUUCCCGACGGCUUCAUGGAGGAAACCCUCAGAACGCUCGCCCUACUCUUCCCCCAGAACAACAGCAAAUCACGGCGCUGGAUUCAAGCUCAGAUAGCGUCGGGCAGGCAAAUUGACACAAGCCUCGCGCGAUGCGGUAGCCUAAGGGCUCACGAGCGGCGCUUCAGCAACUUUCACGUCUGGCAUGAUAGACUCGUUGUCCUGAAGCAGGCCUUUGACGACUCGAGUCCACGCACUUUAACCCAGUGGUGGAAUGAUCGCCGAAACUCAGUUCAGUGGUACACGUUUUGGCAUACGGGCAGAGAUAUGAUAUACUGA